This is a messenger RNA of Pseudozyma flocculosa PF-1, 2025 nucleotides long. RefSeq lists its product as uncharacterized. The transcript is spliced from 2 exons. NCBI's taxonomy places the organism in Eukaryota, Fungi, Basidiomycota, Ustilaginomycetes, Ustilaginales, Ustilaginaceae. The record is from RefSeq and is a predicted model, not a curated record. The coding region runs from base 1 to 2025 and encodes 674 amino acids.
AUGGCGUACAAGGCGCUGCACCAACGAUUCGACCUGCUCGCGCCGCCACGCCGCAGCGUAUGGGCGUUAGGCCGGCCACACGAGCGGCAGCGUGCGUGGCUGCGCGACUUUGAGGCUCACUCUGCCACGCCCGUCGAGGACCUCGGCCUGUUCCUCCACAACCUCUUUCUGCCCGAUCUCGGCAGGGCCACCUACGUCCAGAUCAAGGUGCUCACCGCCACCCUGGCAUGUCUGGGCGUCUUCAUCCUCCUCAUCACCGGCCGCAGGCUCUACAAGAGGUCGCUCUGGGUCUUCCGCCUGGUCCAGAGGUCGAACGGCAGCCUCGUUGUCCCGAACCCCGUCUCGGCCUUGACCACCAUCUUCCUUGGAUUCGGCAUCCUCCUGAUCGGCAUGAACGCCCUGUUCCUCCGUUACUAUGAGCAAGGCUGGCGGCCGCGCCACAUCUUCCUCUGGAUCGCCGUCGUGUGGUUCCCACUGGCCAACGGCGCCUACCUGGUGGCGCUCGGGACCUUCUACGCCCGACCCGACGCUCUCCAGUGCAUAUCGCCGUCGCACCCGCCUUCUACGCUUGUCCAGCGGCUCGGCAUCACGCCACGCGUCGUCAACCUCGCCUUCCUGGCCAUCCCCUUCAUCCAGGCCAGCCUGAUCGUGUGGCCGGCGCACCUUUCAGACUUCCACUACCAGUCCGCCCUGGCCAAGUACUACGCGUGGAGGCAGCGGUGGCCCGACUCGACCACCGGGCUCAACAGGGAGAUGCUCCUCGAGGCGCAGGCAAUCUGGUACGAGCUCCUCACCGCCAGCCGCUACCUGUCCGCCACCAACGUGAUCUGGGGGCUCACCUCGCUCUUCAACGGCGUCGCCGAGAUGAUAGUCGGAGGCGCCCUUGUCCUCACCGUCCGGCGUCAGAUCAAGAAGCUGCGGGGCUUCAAGGCCAACAAGUCGUUCAGCGAGUCGUUCGCCCUCGAGCAGCGCAAGAAGGCACUCGAGGGACAAGCCGACGAGGCACAAGAGGGGUCUGGUGGCGGAGCUGCCGGCUCAGCUCCAUCCCGACCUUCCGCUCGACGCAAACUCAGACGUCCGGCCAGGCAUCAGAAGACGCUGGGUGCGACUCUGUGGUCGCUCCACCGCCGCUUUGUGGCCAAAAGGGACGGCAACGACUCCGAUUCGGAAGACGAGGACGAGGAUGAGAUGGUCUCAGUCUGCUUUACACAUGCGCAGGUGAAGGAGGAUCGUCCGGCGCCCACCUUCUUCCCUGCCGUCAAGCCUUCGACGUUCCAGCGUGCUCCCCGGGCGAGCACCAAAAGGGGCACCCGUCAAAAGCGCCAUUAUCUCGAGCGGUUCUGGGUCGACCAUCUGGUGCAGACGAUCGCCAUGGUCGCCGGCUGCAUGAUGUACGCCUUUGGCGGCACGAUCGCCGCGUUGAUCUGGUACCCCUUCUACGAGUCGGGCAAGACCGUGAUCCCCCUCACCUACAUCAUCCUCGCGCCGACCUACAGCGCGGCGGUCUGCGGUCUGGUCAUUUACACGCUCAUCCUGGGCCGGACUUACGAGCCUCUCCUCAGCAGCAAGGGCGACGACCAGGACGCCGCACCGCCUCAGAGGCCGGCGCCAAAGGCCGAGGAUGUCCAAGUCGGAAGGCGUCCCAGCGCCCGCGCCGCCCGUGACGCGCGAGGACGGGGGAGACGUCCCUCGACGGCGGGAGACGAGUCAGACUUCGAGUCCGAUACGCACGGCGACACGACCAAGCAGCGGACGGCCACAUCUGGCUUCACAGGACAGAGCAGCACAGCAUUUGAUACAGUCGACCUCGGCAAGCAAGCCGACAGCUACGAGGCAAUCGAGGACAUGCCCUCGGAUAUCAAGGAUGCGCGCCGGCACGGCGAGACCCCCUUCGUGUCGACCCUGAGCAUCGCAUCGACCGCGGCAGUCUCGAACCUGCACAAGACGAGCGACGCCUCUCUCUACAGGGACAGCGACCAUGCGGAUAGCAAGACGGAUGGCGUGGACACCGCGAGCCAGCCUUGA